AUGUCAUUGCCCCCUUCAGCUUUGAACCAGAAGAGCACCCGUGUUUACUCGGUGGCAAGAGUGUAUCAAGACGCUUGUGCCAAAAGACCUCAAGAGUACUGGGACUACGAACAAGGAGUAACGGUGGACUGGGGCAAAAUCGAACAUUACGAAAUUGUCAACAAAAUCGGCCGUGGCAAAUAUUCGGAGGUUUUUCGCGGUAAAAGCGUGGUCAACGAUCAGUACUGUGUAAUCAAGGUUUUGAAACCGGUCAAACUCAAGAAAAUCUAUAGAGAACUGAAAAUUUUGACCAAUUUAACGGGCGGACCCAAUGUAAUCGGCCUGCUGGAUAUCGUGCAGGAUCCGGGUUCCAAAAUCCCAGCGCUGAUUUUUGAAGAAGUGAAAAAUGUGGAUUUCCGCACCUUGUACCCAAAAUUCACGCUGCCAGAUGUGCAAUACUACUUUACGCAGUUGUUAGUGGCUCUGGACUAUUGUCAUUCUAUGGGUAUCAUGCAUCGUGACGUGAAGCCCCAGAACGUGAUGAUAGACCCGGUAGAACGGAAAUUAAGGCUGAUCGACUGGGGGCUAGCAGAGUUUUAUCAUCCAGGGGUCGACUACAAUGUCAGAGUGGCCUCUCGUUACCACAAGGGCCCCGAGCUGCUUGUAAAUUUGAACCAGUAUGACUACUCUUUAGAUUUGUGGUCCGUCGGUUGCAUGCUUGCCGCCAUCGUUCUCAAGAAGGAGCCCUUUUUCAAAGGUAGCACAAAUCCCGAUCAAUUGGUUAAAAUAGCCCGUGUGCUUGGGACAAAGGAGCUACUGGCAUACCUACGCAAAUAUGGGCUCAAACUGCCCCAUGAAUACGAUGAUAUCAUGAAAGAUUUUCCGCGUAAAGAAUGGUCGGAAUCUAUACCUCAUGACAGCAAUCUAAUCAGACCUGAAGUGAUGGACUUGAUAGACAAGCUUUUGAGAUACGAUCACCAGGAAAGACUAACAGCGCAAGAAACUCUGAACCAUAGUUUCUUCAAGACAAACUACAAAGAGUAA
Messenger RNA from Lachancea lanzarotensis, 1023 nucleotides. RefSeq names its product LALA0S01e17502g1_1 (gene CKA2). Gene Ontology annotation, molecular function: ATP binding; protein serine/threonine kinase activity. Bases 1 to 1023 code for a protein of 340 amino acids. Gene Ontology annotation, biological process: DNA damage response; regulation of transcription by RNA polymerase I; protein phosphorylation. Gene Ontology annotation, cellular component: nucleus; protein kinase CK2 complex; cytosol. Lineage: Eukaryota; Fungi; Ascomycota; Saccharomycetes; Saccharomycetales; Saccharomycetaceae. The transcript has a single exon. The record is from RefSeq and is a predicted model, not a curated record.